AUGGCGAGCUCAGCAGCAGUGUUAAAGACGAUUCUGUCCCUGAGAAUCUUAACUCUGCUAGCCCUAGCUGCAUCAGUUGUGAUUAUGGCACUCAAUAAUUACACAGACGAAGAUGCCACCAAAACUAAGUUCACUGAUGUCAUAGCUUUUAGGUAUGUAUUUGCAUGUGGGGCAAUAGGGUUUUUGUACACAAUAUUUCAGAUCCCAUUUGCAAUAUACAAUGUUGUCCAAGAGAAGAGAUGGAUACGAAAUGGUUGUCUGCAAGAAUUUGACUUCUAUGGUGACAAGGUGGUUGCAUUUUUAUUGGCAAGUGGAGUUGGUGUUGGAUUUGGAGUGACAUUUGAAUUUAAGAGAACUUUUGGCGAAUUAUUAGGCGAUAAAGACCUAAAAUUCCUUAACAUGGGCACUGUUUCGACUGGACUUCUCCUUGCUGGAUUUGUUUUUAUGGCUCUACUCACCGUAUUCUCAUCGAACCGUCGUGCUUCUUCAAGCAAAAAGGGAUUCUUCUAA
This is a messenger RNA of Erythranthe guttata (spotted monkey flower), 510 nucleotides long. Its product is annotated as CASP-like protein 4D1. The record is from RefSeq and is a predicted model, not a curated record. Lineage: Eukaryota; Viridiplantae; Streptophyta; Magnoliopsida; Lamiales; Phrymaceae.